AUGUCUUCAGACUCUGCCAUUGUCAUUGAUACGGGUUCGGGAUGGUGCAAAGCAGGUUUCUCAGGUUACAAUGCUCCCACACUUGUUUUCCCUUCCGAUGUUCCAACGAAACAACAUCAUUCAAAUAUUCAUCAUGUUAUUCAUAUCGGAAAGGAAGCUCUCCAUCCAAACGUUUUAAAUCUGAAUGAUGAUGAUCCUCCCAUUCAAGAUUUAGAAUCCAUAUGGCAUCAUGUCUUUCAUGAAUUAUUAUUAAAAUCGGAAACAAAAUCCAAAGAAGAAGAACAAGUCCAACUCGACCUCAUGAAUCCCAUCUUGUUAUCGGAACCUCCUUUAAAUCCCAAAUCCAAUCGAGAACAAACCACUCAACUCAUGUUUGAAACCUUCUCAUGUCCAUCCCUCUACAUGUCCAUUUCUCAUGUCUUGUCGUUAUAUGCCUCAGGCCGUACCACAGGAACAGUAUUGGACUCGGGCCAUGCACAUUCUCAGGUCGUUUCCAUCGAUGAAAGUUAUGCAUUGCCUCAUACGGGCAUGACCUCUCCCAUUGGUGGAAAACAUUUGACGGAAUACUUGGCUUCCAAAAUCAUGAUGAAUUCAAAAUCUGAAAGAGUGUUUCCAAGUCGUUGUUGUUUUCAUGAGGAUGAGAAGAGAGAGGUCAUUCAGAGGUUCCGAGAAAUGAAAGAACAGAUGUGUGUUGUUACAAUGAACGUUCAGGAUGAUGAUUCAACUACUUGUUGCUCUCCACUUGAAAAUUCAUUUGAAUUACCAGAUGGUACAUUUGUGACUUUGGGUCAAGAACGAUUUCAAUGUCCAGAAGUGUUAUUCGAACCGAGUGUGUUGGGUUUACAAGAUUCGAUGGCGAUUCAUGAACUUGUUUUUAACUCCAUUUCAAAAUGUGAUUCAAAUAUGAGAUCGACCAUGUUUGGGAAUAUCAUCUUGUCGGGUGGUAGUACCUUAUUUCAAGGAUUAGCGGAGAGAUUGAAACAUGAAUUGAUCGAGUUAGUUCCAUCUUCCAUGAAUGUUGACGUUGUGGCACUUGCUGAAAGAAAAUAUUUGACUUGGAUGGGUGGUUCUAUCUUGGCUUCGUUACCAUUAUUUCAAGAAUUGUGGAUUACAAAGGAAGAAUAUAAAGAAGUAGGUUCAGGAAUUGUACAUCGAAAGUGUUUUUAA
This is a messenger RNA of Naegleria lovaniensis, 1167 nucleotides long. RefSeq lists its product as uncharacterized. The record is from RefSeq and is a predicted model, not a curated record. NCBI's taxonomy places the organism in Eukaryota, Heterolobosea, Eutetramitea, Acrasida, Naegleriidae. The transcript has a single exon. The coding region runs from base 1 to 1167 and encodes 388 amino acids.